Messenger RNA from Pleuronectes platessa (European plaice), 2808 nucleotides. RefSeq names its product POU domain, class 5, transcription factor 3 (gene pou5f3). The coding region runs from base 1 to 1413 and encodes 470 amino acids. The transcript has 5 exons. NCBI's taxonomy places the organism in Eukaryota, Metazoa, Chordata, Actinopteri, Pleuronectiformes, Pleuronectidae. The record is from RefSeq and is a predicted model, not a curated record. Gene Ontology annotation, biological process: regulation of transcription by RNA polymerase II. Gene Ontology annotation, molecular function: RNA polymerase II cis-regulatory region sequence-specific DNA binding; DNA-binding transcription factor activity, RNA polymerase II-specific.
AUGUCUGAUAGAUCGCAGAGUCCCGAGUGCCAGAGCAGGCCCUACGAUUUCAGCCGCGCCGGCCCUUGCGCUCAGGCUUUGGGUCAAGAUUCGUCAUUCCAGCUUCCUCACGGCGUUUUGCCAGACCCGAGCCUCCUCUACAACAAAACCGCGUACGGUGGCAUCACGUCGGCCUCUGCGCAGACAUUCUUCCCUUUCCCACCCAUGGCUGGUGACUACAGAGGAGCCGACCUGCAGGCUGGAGAGUUUGGGCAACCCAAGCAUUGGUAUCCCUUCGCUGCGACCGAGUACACCGGCCAGGUACCCGGCGUAACAGCAGCGUCCCAGCCUACAAACCUGAGUCCCCCCAUAGCCGAGACCCGGGAGCAGAUCAAAAUGCCCGAGAUCAAGACCGAGAAGGACACCGGCGAUGACUACUCAGCGGAGAUCAAGGGUCAGCAGUACCUGACAUCGUCGGCCUCCGCCGCCAUGGCCCAUGGAGUCUUCUACCCCGCGGCCUGGAACCCGUCCUUCUGGCCUGGGAUCGCGCACAUCACCCAGCCCGGUAUCAGUAAUCAAAACCCCUCCACAUCCUCUGCAUCAUCGCCGUCCAUGUCCCCUUCACCCCCGAGCAACGGGCUGCCAGGAAACGCGUUUUUCAGCGUGAACCCAACCCAAGCUGCCCCUGGGCCGCAGACGCAGAACCCGGCUACUUCCACGCGGAGCAGCGGUUCGUCCAGCGGCGGAUGCAGCGACUCAGAAGAGGAGAACCUUUCGACUGAGGAACUGGAGCAGUUUGCCAAGGAACUGAAACACAAACGCAUUACCCUGGGCUUCACUCAAGCUGAUGUUGGCCUUGCCCUGGGUAACCUCUAUGGUAAGAUGUUCAGCCAGACGACCAUUUGCCGCUUCGAGGCUCUGCAGCUGAGCUUUAAGAACAUGUGCAAGCUGAAACCCCUUCUUCAGAGAUGGCUGAAUGAGGCAGAGACCUCGGACAAUCCCCAGGAUAUGUACAAGAUCGAGAGAGUAUUUGUUGACACCAGAAAGAGGAAGAGGAGGACAAGUCUGGAGGGGGCAGUGCGCUCUGCUCUGGAGUCAUACUUCAUCAAGUGUCCCAAACCCAACACCCAGGAGAUCACGCACAUUUCAGAUGACCUGGGCCUUGAAAGAGACGUGGUGCGUGUUUGGUUCUGCAACCGGAGACAGAAAGGGAAGCGACUGGCUUUGCCACUGGACGAGGAGUGUGACGGCCAGUAUUACGAGCAGAGCCCUUCCCCACUGAACAUGUCCCAUUCCCCCAUUCCCAGUCAGAGCUACCAGGUGUCUGGCUACCCCGGAGGCCCUCCUCCCACACUGUACAUGCCCUCACUUCACCGGCCUGAUGUCCUCAAACAGGCCCUUCACCCUGGACUUGUUGGUCACAUGACUGGAUAAACAUGCUCAGGUAGGCCCAGCCAAACCCACAGAUACCCUUCCCAAGCUUUUAUGUUGGAGGCCAUCUCAAACUGGAAUGAGACAAUCAGUGGAUCACAGGACAAACAGUUCAAGGACGGAGGAUAUUUUUCCUGUUCUAAUUCUGAAACAAAAAAUUGCCUUGUCCACAUCCUCUAACCGCGACCAGAACCUCCACACCAGCAACUAUGAAAAUGUGGGUGCCUUUUGUGUUCUUGGAUUAAGCAUAGUAAAUAAUUUCCACUGGCUUUGGUCAUUUCAUGUUUAGAACAACAUAAGAUUUGACUCUGUACACCAUAGGUAAGUUAUGGAAUGAUGUAAAGAACCAGUUCGUUCCAUCCACUUACACAAAAUCCUGGGUAGUUAUUCUGGGGUGCAGGUGAGAAUAAUUCUGGGUUUCAAGAGAACCAAAAUAUGAGUUGCAGAAUAUUUUAAAUUUUUUUUUACACAUGGAUCAUUAUUUGAGCAAUUGUCUCCAUCUGAAAAGAGCAGCUACGGUAUUUGUCUUCCAUUUGAAAUGGAAAAAGGUUUCUUAUCGGGGUUAAUUUUUUCCAUUUUGUUUUGCACAAAGUUUCUUUUGUAUUGUUGAAUAAUCUUUUCGAAAAUGUUCCUGUUUGUUUCCCAAAACUUACAUUUUUUUUUUGUCUGUCAUCGACAUCUUUUGCAAGUAUUUUUGGCAGCGAUGGCGGGACUCAAAGUAAUAUUUUGACAAUGUGAAGAAUCUUGUUGUUCAGUGUCUUAGCUGCUAAAUCUGCCAUUUGCACUCUGUUAAUAUUUCCUCUUAAUGUCUCAGGUGAAGGGCAAUGAUUUAAAUAUCCAACCUGACUGAGCUAUUGUCAAUUUGACCAACUGUGUUCUCUGUUCCCAACCAUGAUUUUAUUGUAAAGGUUUUUAUGUUCAUGUUGAAAUGACAGCAAGUCAAGUGCUCACUGAAAUGUAUUUUAAGAAGUUGCUUUUUAGUGGAAUGACCAUAGUUUUAGAUAUAAGACAUUCAGCUUCAAAAUACUUAACAUGACUGAAGUUCCUUAGUGACAACUUGGAGAUGGCACAUUAACAUUGGACUAAACUCUAUCAUGAACUUUUAAUAUAACACGUUGUCUUGACAGAUUGUAAAUGGAUUCAUUAUAAUUUAUUGAAAUGUUGGCUGCGCUGAGACACCUGAGACUUAAAUGUAAAACGGACACUUUUCCUUGAAAAUUUGUAUAUGCAAACUACCCAAUUGUUCAUUUCCCAGUAAAUCUUUGCACAUGUCCCAGCAAAAGUAAAUUGUCCUUUAUUCUGUGCCUCUGUAGUGCUGCACUAGACCAGUGUGGAUUUACAAGACAGAUGGUUUAUUUGAUACUAUGCAUGUCUGCAAACUGAAUCAUAAUCCAGAAC